This is a messenger RNA of Meleagris gallopavo (turkey), 1923 nucleotides long. It is a transcript of the gene DRD5, whose product is annotated as dopamine receptor D5. The record is from RefSeq and is a predicted model, not a curated record. Gene Ontology annotation, cellular component: plasma membrane. Gene Ontology annotation, biological process: G protein-coupled dopamine receptor signaling pathway; adenylate cyclase-activating adrenergic receptor signaling pathway; positive regulation of MAPK cascade. Gene Ontology annotation, molecular function: G protein-coupled receptor activity; dopamine neurotransmitter receptor activity, coupled via Gs. NCBI's taxonomy places the organism in Eukaryota, Metazoa, Chordata, Aves, Galliformes, Phasianidae.
AUGGUGCUUUCUGCGCAGGUGGCGGCGGGCAGCCUGCUCGCCUUGCUCAUCCUCUGGACGCUCUUUGGGAACGUGCUGGUGUGCGCGGCCAUCGUCCGCUACCGGCACCUGCGGAGCAAGGUCACCAACAUCUUCAUCGUGUCGCUGGCCGUCUCCGACCUGCUGGUGGCUCUGCUGGUCAUGCCCUGGAAGGCGGUGGCUGAGGUGGCCGGCUACUGGCCCUUCGGGGCUUUCUGCAACAUCUGGGUGGCCUUCGAUAUCAUGUGCUCCACGGCCUCCAUCCUUAACCUGUGUGUGAUUAGCGUGGACAGGUACUGGGCUAUUUCCAGCCCUUUCCGGUACGAGAGGAAGAUGACCCAGCGGUUGGCCCUAGUGAUGAUCGGAGUGGCCUGGGCACUGUCUGUGCUUAUCUCCUUCAUCCCAGUCCAGCUCAACUGGCACAGAAGUGGGGAUGCUGCUUCUGCCGCUGGGGUCAUUGAGGAUGGGCUCAGUACUGGCUGGGAGGCAGCGGGUGCUUUCACCACCUGGGCAGAGGACAUGAGCACCACAUGGGUGGCACUGGCAGCAAUGACGCCCUCCGACAGCACCUAUGGCAGCAACAACACUGUCCCUGGGUCAUCGGAGAGCUGUGACUCCAGCCUCAACAGGACUUAUGCUAUUUCCUCCUCCCUGAUCAGUUUUUACAUCCCAGUGGCUAUCAUGAUUGUCACCUACACGCGGAUCUACCGCAUCGCCCAGGUGCAGAUCCGUCGCAUCUCCUCACUGGAGCGGGCGGCUGAGCAUGCGCAGAGCUGCCGUAGCAACCACGUUGACUGCCACCAUCACACCAGCCUCAAGUCCUCCAUCAGGAAAGAAACCAAAGUGCUGAAGACUCUCUCCAUCAUCAUGGGCGUUUUUGUCUGCUGCUGGCUGCCCUUCUUCAUUCUGAACUGCAUGGUGCCCUUCUGCGAGAGCCCACCCAGCGACCCCCGGGCUGGGCUCCCCUGCGUCAGCGAGACCACCUUCAACAUCUUCGUCUGGUUUGGAUGGGCCAACUCCUCCCUCAACCCUAUCAUCUAUGCCUUCAAUGCUGACUUCAGGAAGGUCUUCUCCAACCUCCUGGGAUGUGGCCAGUUUUGCUCGAGCACUCCAGUGGAGACCGUUAAUAUAAGCAAUGAGCUCAUCUCGUACAACCAGGACACCGUUUUCCAUAAGGAGAUAGUGACUGCGUAUGUGAACAUGAUUCCAAAUGUGGUUGACUGUGAGGAGAACCGGGAGGACCCUUUUGAUAGGAUGUCCCAGAUCUGCCCCGACCCCGAGGUUGCCACCGACUCUGUCUGUGAGCUGGACUGUGAGGGGGAGAUCUCACUAGGCAAAAUCACACCUUUCACUCCAAAUGGUUUACAUUAAAUUGCAUCCUGCCCUGGUCACUUCUGCUUGGAUUAUAAACCAAAAUAUUAACACUAAAUGGAAAAACCUGCUUGAUUUAUGCUGUAGUUUGGUCAGUCACUUCAUGCUAACUUCAUUUCUCUGUGUAGCGCUUUGCAGGAUGUUGUUACACUGUCGCUGAUGGGACAAACUGACUGCAGCCAUGGGGAGGUUUCAUGGUACAAGUACAGUCAGUCCAGUUGUAGAUGGACGUUGCAUUGUCAGUGCUGAAUGUUGCUACUUUUGCAAACGGGGACUGAUGUCAAGGCUGGUAUAGACAUCCAAUAGCUUAACUUCCGGACUGCUCAUUUCUUCAUGUCUUAUGGUUUCAGUUCUCUUUUUGUUUGUUUAUUGUUUUUCUUUUAAGAUAGAGAUAGCAAGGUGAUGAUUUGGUUGAUUAUUUAAAUGCGUGUUUCUGCCAGAACAGUUUACGUGAAAUCCAUGUUCUCCAGGCGGCGUUGUUGCCUGUGGUAUCCUCGCCAUGUUCCCAGAUGAAUAAAUAAAUGUUACAUUGAU